Molecule: messenger RNA, 1089 nt
Organism: Bolinopsis microptera
Lineage: Eukaryota; Metazoa; Ctenophora; Tentaculata; Lobata; Bolinopsidae
Exons: 8
Coding region: 1-897 (298 amino acids)
Biological process (GO): double-strand break repair
Cellular component (GO): site of double-strand break; nucleus
Molecular function (GO): protein binding; DNA-(apurinic or apyrimidinic site) endonuclease activity; 3'-5' exonuclease activity
Source: RefSeq, a predicted model, not a curated record
AUGACAACGGUGGAGGUACCCAAUGACAAUCAACAACCCAUCCCUAAGAAGCAGUGGUGCUUGUGUCCACUCAACUCUGAUGACAUGUUCGGGGAUAUUCUUUUGCCUGAUCAAGGGGAGGUCAAAAUCGGAAGAGCCAUUCUUGGGAUAAGUGACAGAAAAAUAUCACGAACUCACCUUGGCCUCCGUAUCCAAGACAGAGAACUUUCAAUAAAGCUGUUACACAAAAAUCCCUGCCACGUGAAGAAAGUGGGUCAAUCCAUAGCUCAAGACAUACCAUCAGACAGAUUCAUAACCCUCAACGAAGGAGACCAGAUUAGUUUGAUGUGUGCUUAUGCGUAUGCUGUAGACUUCAAAGAUAUUUCUGCAGCUCAGCCCCCCAAGUUUCGUGCUAGAACCAGUUCAGUUUUGACGACAGCAACAGAACCUGACUGUAUUCAGAUAGCAAGAUCGCAGUCUGCUGGAUCUCGACAUCAUUUUGUCAACUAUGAUCCAGUCCCUCACUUUGACAGAGAUGUUGUCGCUGAAGAAGAUGAGAUAAUUGAUGAUGCUUUACCCCAAGGAGAUCUAGAUUCUCACAUGAGUUGGAGGGAUCCUGACAAAGGUUCUGUUUUUAAGUCCUGUCAUGAGCCUCUUGAUAACCCUGCCGGAGCAGUCCCAGGUCCGGACAGGUACCACCAGGACUGGUUAGUUAUUGACGUGACGGAGGAGGUGGCUAAAGUAGCUCCUGAGAUUAAGGCGCGUAACAGUGAUGAUGAGGAUGGGUCUAUGUUCUCUAACCACAGCGAAGAAAAGUGCUCUUACAGGUCUAGGGUCCUAUACAGUCAGAAUCAGGCGAAGCCAAAGUCAAUCAUCUGGAGAAACAUAUGUGGCAACACUCCAAAAGAAAACGAAUAAACUAAAUUGAUUUGAUUGAUAAGACUUUUGGACGUUGCUUAAUAUUACUGUGUCAGUGUGUGUUGCUGUGCAGCCACUUAUUAUCAUUUAUUCGCAUGGGUAAUAAUAAUAAUAAUAAUGAUGUAAUGAGUGAAGAGAGAGGAAGAGAGAGAGAGAGAGAGAGAGAGAGAGAGAGAGAGAGAGAGAGAGAGA